GCCGCCGCCCGGCCGCGUCCCCGCGCUGCGCCGCCCGGCCGGGUGCAUGCAUUGUGGGCCUCCCGACAUGGUCUGCGAGACGAAGAUCGUGGCCGCCGAGGACCAUGAGGCGCUGCCGGGGGCCAAGAAGGACGCGCUGCUCGCCGGGGCCGGCGCCAUGUGGCCCCCGCUGCCGCCGCGCGCCGGGCCGGCCGCGCCGCCGCGCGCGCCGCAUGCCCAGCCGCGCGUUGGGGCCGGGGGCACGGGGCCGGCGGGGGAGCGCGGUGUGUGCAUCCGCGAGUGCGCGGCCGAGCAGGAGGCGGCGCGCCGCAUCUUCUACGACGGCAUCAUGGAGCGCAUCCCCAACACGGCCUUCCGCGGCCUGCGGCAGCACCCGCGCACGCAGCUGCUCUACGCCCUGCUGGCGGCACUCUGCUUUGCUGUGACCCGCUCGCUGCUGCUGACCUGCCUGGUGCCGGCUGGGCUGCUGGGCCUGCGCUACUACUACAGCCGCAAGGUGAUCCUGGCCUACCUGGACUGCGCCCUGCACACGGACAUGGCCGACAUCGAGCAGUACUACAUGAAGCCACCUGGCUCCUGCUUCUGGGUGGCCGUGCUGGACGGCAACGUGGUGGGCAUUGUGGCUGCAAGGGCCCACGAGGAGGACAACACCGUGGAGUUGCUGCGCAUGUCUGUGGACUCACGCUUUCGUGGCAAGGGCAUCGCCAAGGCGCUGGGCCGGAGGGUGCUGGAGUUCGCCGUGGUGCACAACUACUCUGCGGUGGUACUGGGCACAACGGCCGUCAAGGUGGCCGCCCACAAGCUCUAUGAGUCGCUGGGCUUCAGACACAUGGGCGCGAGUGACCACUACGUGCUGCCUGGCAUGACCCUCUCGCUGGCCGAGCGCCUCUUCUUCCAGGUCCGCUACCAUCGCUACCGCCUGCAGCUGCGCGAGGAGUGACAGCCACUGCUUGCCCGCCCACCACCCCAGCUGCCCCGUCCACCUGUGCCCGCCUGCCCGCCGCCCAGUGCGGCUCUGCUUUCAGACCCUCACCUUGGCGUUUGUGUUGGGUUUUCUUUUUUCAUCACACGGUUCCCAGCUGGUCCUUGGGGUGCAGGGCUGUGGCUCUUCCAUGACACUUUGGUAGGGGUGAGUUGUCUGCAGCCACGGUCCUUCGCCCUGUCCAGCUUGCCAGGUGGCUUCCCACGCCUUGAAGAGUUGCACCUUGGACCUCUGCAGUUGUCCACAAGGCUGCCCAGCCCGCUGCCACCGGGGAAGGCCCAGCCUUGCCCACCAAGCACAGAACCUCUGCGAAGAAGCCCUAGGCUAUGGCUCAGCUGUGGGUCCCUGGAGGGGAGGCCUGCUGGGCUGGCUGGCCGCUGCCCCACGGAGCAGUAGGCCCUGCUUUGCUCUGUGCAUGCUGAGGAAGUGGCCUGGCCGCAGCAUGCCGCAUGCCCACCGCCUCCCGCUGCUGCCCUACCCAGACUGGACCCUGAGGCCUUGGCUGGUGAGCGCCCCUGUCCCAGCCCAAGCUGGCCGCAGGAGGGCAUACCCUGCUGCCCACCCCCAGCCACUCUAUGGAGGGGCCUGGACUGCCUUUUGCCACCCCAGCUUCAUCCACUCCUGCUGUGCUUUGACAAGAGUCACCCUCCUUUCCUCCUGAUCCCUGCCCCUCCCCCGCCUGGGCUUAGCUGACUGGUGACAUCACCCAAGAGGUGGUUCCCAUAGCAACCAUUGCACAGCCAUAGUGGGGGCCCAUGGGGGGGACACCUUGCCCCCAUUGCCUGCUGGAUCACAGUGGCCUCUCCCAGAUGUCCCCGGGGACCUCCUGCGCCCAGCUGGCGGGGUCUACCCUGUGAAUCUCACUAACCCAGGCCGCUGCUGACAGCGCCGAGCCCACAGCUUCUCCUCAUUUUCUGAUGUUACUUAGACAGAAUAGCACUCUGCAUGACUUUAAUUCUUGGGACAAAACGGUAGUUUGUACCCUGAGACACACACAUCUGUGUGGUGCUGGAAUGUACACUGUUUCUGGCCCAGUGACGGGGGGUGGGUGGCCAGGUGGGUGGAGGGUUUCACAGUUAGAAAUCUGGAGGGAGACCCUGAGUUAGCAAGAACUCCCACCGAGGAGCAGUCCUGGUGAGUGAGGAGGUUCCGCAUCGCAGGUAGAGGGGCAGGUGCAGAUGGAGUCUCGUGGCCACGGGGGCAGGGCUGGGCUCCUUGGGUCCUGGUUUGGGGGUGGCCAGCUUGGUUCCAGCUGGCUGUGCUCCUGGCCUGGCCUCGUCUGGGCUUGGGGUGGCCUGGGAAGUGGAGGGGAAGUAGGGAUGGCAAGGCCGCACGUCCAGCCUGGACCUAGCUGGCGUCGGUGGCUGGAGGGGCAUGAGCACCCACCCAGGCCCCUUUGUGUGGGGCUCAGGGAUGGGGAGGUGCCGGCAGAGAAGCCAUGGAACUGGGUCCCAGACCCAGGUAACGAGGCCACGUGCAGGGCCGCAGAGGGGACCUUCAUAAAAAGGUGCUUCAGAAAUUAAUGAAUUAACGGAACAAGCCCAGGUUCCGAGGGGCCUUUUGUCCCGUUAGCAAUUGAGGUAUUUGCAGAACACUGUACAGACCCCGCUGUCCCCUGUACAUUCCCCUGGUGGUGCCCGGUCCCUGCUCUGGGUGGGAGUUUUGUAGACUGUACAGAAAUUGGCACCCUAUUUUCUUGCAGCUCUCAGAUUUUGUUAAUCUGGAUUAUACAGACAGACGUAAAGUGUUUUAGCAAAAUGGAAAACAAGUUGUGCCUUUUUCCUCUUUUUGUUUGGUUUGGGUUCGGCUUGGGCUGGUCUUAGUUGGCUUGGGGUGUGUUGGGGCUGCAGGUGGUCUUGGGGCAGGAAGGGCAGAGCGGGUCUGAGAGGUGUGUUUCAUGGGGUGGGUAGCUGGGUGCAGCGUGGACUUUUUUUGAUCCUGUGCCUUCUGAGCCUGCAGUCCCUGGGGUGGUGGCUGGCAGAGCCUGCGGGGCCAGGGACUGCCAGUGUCUCCUGGACAUUGACCUAGGGUGGGCUCACAGCAGAUCCUUCUCCCGAGGGCUCAGAGGGUCCUGAGGUGGUGGUGUGGUGCUCCUGUUCUGGCAGCAUCUGUCUGCCUGCAAGGGGUCCCUGGCUGCAUGGCCGAGUGGGUAGUGGGAUGCGUGCUGGACUCUUGACCAUUUUUUUGUUGCUGCCAGGGCUUGGUAGAGAUGCCAGGAAGGGUGUGGUAGGGUGGGCACGCUCGGACGGAACCCUGCUGCCAGUGAGGUUUGCAGAGGCACCCGUGCACCCUGCCAGGCUAGGCUCAAGCUGCCUGGAGCCCUUACCAGGCCAGUGUGCAGCUCAUGGAUCCUGGAGGGCCACCAGGGUCAGAUCUCCCACCCACCCCCACAGCUGGAGGUUGGGCAUGCUGCUGGGUGGGCCUAACCCUGGCCCACUUCAUCCCUCCAGCCUGAGAGCUAACUGCUCCACAAAUGUGCACUGACAUGAAUUUUAUACGUUUGUAGAAAUUCUGAUGUUACUUUUUCUACCUCUGUGAAGUGCCCCGUGGGGCCCCGCUGUCCCAGGCCUGGUGCAGCUUCCCUGAGUAUGCUGGCCCCAGCCCCUCCCCCUCCCAGGAGGCCCUCGCCCCAUCCCCGGGUGCCCAGGACCCAUGCCCUUCCCAGCCUGGGCCUAGCACUGCCUGGGUCUGGGGCUCCCAGGAUUUCUGUUGGUUGUUUGGAAGUCUCUGUUUUUGGAGCAGGGUGGGCAGAAGGUGGGAAGUAGAGUGUUCCAUGUUGGCAUUAGAUAAGCCUGCAACACAGACCUGACAAGUGGCUCCUAGCUGCUGAGGGCUCUAGUGCCCCUGGACAGCCCAGUGCUACCCAGGCCCAUGAGUGGCCUGGUGUGCCACUGCCCAGGCGUGGUUCUCUGCAGAUGGCUGACCCCUGAGGGUGGGGGCCAGGGUGGGCUCCUGAGUGGGAGUCGUGCCCCACAGGCUUUGGCAGCAUCUUACCACUCCUUUCUCCACCCCACGCCCAGCCUUGCUUUCCACUGGUGCCCCUCUUGGGGCUGGGCAGUGGCUGAGAUGCUUCCCCUGGGUAGAUGGGGGAGGGACAGGUCAGCCUGGCCCAAGGGGGUGGCCCUGGAAGAUGCUCAGGCUGGGAGAUCCUGGACAACAGGACCGAGGCUGCAAGGUCCUAGGAUAGCUGCCAUCCUGCUGGGGGCCCACUGAAGGAAGCUUCUUGGGCUAUCUGGCAGGUGCUGGGGGAGCUCUCUGGGUUUCUGAAAGGUAUGGCUCUAGCCUCUGCAAGGCAUGUGGCCCCUGGCAGGCCCACCCCUACCUGCCCUGGGAGUGGCCCCAAGCCCAGGCCCUCACUAGAACCUGAUUCCAGGGCUGUGCCUGUGGACAGAGGCCAGGGAACUUGGGUUUCUGGGCUCCGUGGCUGCAUGGGGCUUCAUGGGGACCAAAGGAAGCUCCCCAGGGGGCAGGGGGCUCUUUGGGCAUACUGGGGCCACCUUCCUGUCAGUGCCCAAGGCACACCUGACAGUUGCCCAAGUCAGGGAAACCACUGCCUCUUGCCUGGGCAUGUUGUGUUUGUUGCCUGUGGAGUCACUUGUGUCUGUUUGGAACCUGCUUCUGUGAACCAGCGUUGGCCACAGGCCCAUGUUGCUAGGCUGGUGGCUCUUUGGCUGACACUUCUGGGGUCUGAGUCCUGGGCGGGGGUGUGGGGCAAACCCCAAAUUUGCUCCAUGGUACCACCACCGGGGUGCUUCCAGCAGCAUGUGGUGUCCACGCAGGGCACAGCGGCCCAGAGCCUAGGGAAGGAGCCCCGCUCUACCACUGUUGGAUAUGGUAUUUUUUAAACAGCAAUAAUUAGCCAUUUAAAAGAAGGAGUAUACCUGUGUGUGUAUGUACACGUGUUUAUGUGUAUGUGUGAGCAUGUGUGUACAUAUGUAUGAGCAUGUAUGUAUUCG
This is a messenger RNA of Microcebus murinus (gray mouse lemur), 4938 nucleotides long. Lineage: Eukaryota; Metazoa; Chordata; Mammalia; Primates; Cheirogaleidae. The record is from RefSeq and is a predicted model, not a curated record.